AUACUUGCAGCCAUUAAGUUUUAGUUUUAUCUUUACAUUCGUUGUCCGUAUCGACAAAUCUUUUCUUAAAUCAAAUACGUUGCAAAAUGGCAGCACAAACAGCAGCAAAGGAUCCACGAUUAAAUUCUAACUGGGGAACUAUAGUCGAACCUCCCUUUCCCCUUGGCACUCAGAAAUUGGAAGGAGGUCAAGUUCAGGAGUUGACUGAGAGACUUCAUACCACCGAAACCAAGUCGAGAGUCUCGCAUAAGAACAUCCCCGAUAUAGAGCGACCUGGAGGAGCUAAAGAAAAAGAAGAGGUUCAAGAGAUCGUGGACAGAUUGAGUAAAAUGACGAAACCGCCAGCAGAAUCCAAGAGAAUCGGAGCCAUUGAACAGUCAGGAAUUCUGAACAGUUAUGCCUGGAAAGGGUGGAAGACUUCUGAUUCGCUAAACCAACAGUGAUGAACGGUUGCGAGGAUUAGAAAUUGAGAAACCCGCAAAUGUGUGAAUAAGGGCACAAGAAAGCAAUCUGCUCGUAGAAGACAUUAUUGUUGGAAACCCUUUAGGUGAUUAAGAAAUACGAAUUUGUCGUGGAUCCUUUUGUAAACAGAUUGAUGUAACUAAUAUUCAUAUACAAAUAAAAGUCUUCCCCCAA
This is a messenger RNA of Bolinopsis microptera, 636 nucleotides long. RefSeq lists its product as uncharacterized. Bases 87 to 443 code for a protein of 118 amino acids. NCBI's taxonomy places the organism in Eukaryota, Metazoa, Ctenophora, Tentaculata, Lobata, Bolinopsidae. The transcript is spliced from 3 exons. The record is from RefSeq and is a predicted model, not a curated record.